Messenger RNA from Lycium ferocissimum, 1574 nucleotides. RefSeq lists its product as uncharacterized. The coding region runs from base 16 to 1227 and encodes 403 amino acids. The record is from RefSeq and is a predicted model, not a curated record. Lineage: Eukaryota; Viridiplantae; Streptophyta; Magnoliopsida; Solanales; Solanaceae. The transcript is spliced from 2 exons.
UGCUCAUAAGGACUAAUGGAUCCGUGUCCUUUCGUUCAAAUAGUUAUCGGGAACUUAUCGGUGAAGUUCCCUGCUGAGCAUAAACUGCAGUCAAGUUCGGCUCUUGAUUUUAAGUUUAACCUUAAAGGUUUCUCCACGCAAGUGUCAACCAUCCCAGCUUUUCUUCAACAAAAACAACAAGAACCAAUCUUGGAUAACAAAGUCCACGCUUGUUUCAGUUUGAACAAAACACAACUCGACAAACUUGUCGAAAAGUCAAGAAGUUUAAAGAUUGAAAUUCGGGCACGUAAGAAGUUGUUAGGGAGUGUAUUGGUGCCAUUGGAAUUAAAGGGGCUGGAGAGUAAUGGUAAUAAAGGAGUUGUGAUUACAAAUGGAUGGGUUUUGGUUGGUGGUUCUAGUUCAGCACAGUUGCAUAUGAAUGUGAAAGUUGAGCAUGACCCAAGAUUUGUUUUCCAGUUUGAUGGUGAACCUGAGUGUAGUCCCCAAGUUUUUCAAGUCAAUGGCAAUGUUAAACAACCUGUUUUUACUUGCAAGUUCAGUUUCAGGAACUCUAGUGACAGGAAUUCGAGAUCCAGGUUAGUUUAUCUUCUCUUAAUUGAAGUUGAUUUUGUUAGAAUUAGUAUAAGCUUUUUGCUAACUGUAUAUCUAUAUACACGAAUCAAUGUCAAUGUCCCAUCACAAGGUUCAAAUCGGGUCAGCAGAUCGAACCCCGGAGCCUGGCUCAUCCUCCGUCCAGGCCACGGUACAUGGAAGCCGUGGGGACGCUUAGAAGCAUGGCUAGAGAGCGGUGGUGAACUCGGUUAUCGCUUUGAAAUAAUCCCUGAUGGUGCCAAUGAUGCUAUCACAUUGGCUAGCUCAACUAUCAAUGCCAAGAAUGGUGGGAAGUUCAGCAUAGAUAUAAGCAAUGGUGCUGCUACCCCAAUGACUAGUCCAAACAGCAGCUUUGAUUUAUGCUCGGGUUCCGGGUCCGGGUCGGAUUUCGGGUCAGCACCCGGAUCAGGAUCUUGGGGACAGCUAUUGUACCGUGGAUUUGUGAUGUCGUCCACAGUGGAGGGUUACGGAAAAUGUAGCAAACCGGAGGUGGUUGUCGGGGUGCAGCACGUGAACUGCUCCGAGGAUGCUGCAGCUUUCGUGGCAUUGGCAGCUGCAAUGGAUCUUAGUAUCGAUGCUUGUCGGUCUUUUUCUCAAAAGCUCCGAAAAGAGUUGAGGCAGUCGGAUCAAGAAUGAACGAUAACCGGGUCGGGCUACCCUUUUUUCGGGGAUGUGGAUAUGGACUUGCAUUGAAAUUUUGCUAACUGACAGCAGUUUUUAGCUGUUUAUUUUGUUUCUAUGUUUUCCCUUCUAGAUAGAGUGUACAGUGAUUAGCAAUCUGUCCUGUUUUUUGCUUUUAUUUUUUGUUUGCCUCGAUUGGAGGUAUUAUUUAUUACUGUAGGUGAUUUUGUAAAGUAAUGCAUUUUUGACAUAGCGAUGGAGUUUUUAUUAAGGAAUGAAAUUUGGGAUUGGGAGUCCAAUGUUAGUUGAUUUUUUGUCAGUUUUUGGUAAGAAUGCAAAGUUAAUUUGUCUCUGAGUUGGCA